AUGCUGGGCGCCUCCAGCCAGUCUCAAAAGGCACUGUCGCCUCAGCAGUCUGCAUCGAGCGUCAACACCCUCAACCCACGACCGAGUUUCGAGCGCGAAGCGAGCGCGGGCGGCCUCCAGCCGCCCUCUGCCUCUGCCAAUGCAUCAAGAAGCCUGGGCGCGUCGGGCGUCAGCUUCGGCCCGCGAGGCUCCUCGCUCAACCCCUCCAUCGCGCCCGGGAGCUUCAGUUCUGAGCUGCGCAGCCAGAUGAUGCCAUCUCGUUCUGGCUCCCGGGGCGAUAUCUACAGCAUCGAUAAGGUCGACGAGGAAGAUUCCGCCACGGCUGCCGAGCAGACACUUGCAGCUCUCAGAGAACAGCUGAAUCGGGAGAUGAAAAUCAAGGAUGGGAGCGAAAACAUGUUGGAAGCUUUGAAUGCGAAGAAGGCGAAGCAGACAAAAGAGCAAAGGGCCAAGGUCGAAGCCGAGCUCAACGCGUCCAAUCAGCGGAUCAAGAUUCUGCGGCAGAAGAUUGCAGACGCUUCGAGGUUCAAGCCGACGCCGACGACUCCAACGAGACAGAGGACCAACGAUGCGCUGUAUUCUUCCGCCAACAAUGGACUGCGCUCUCCGCCCAGUGCCUCUCGCAGUGGUGCUGGGUCCGACAACGAGGAGGCGGCCGAGCAAUCGCCCACCUUUCUUCUAGCCGAGUUGCUUCAGGCCCUAGAGCAGGAGGGUAUGCCUCCAGAAUACUAUGUCAGCCGGGGCAACAGCCUAGUCGACUUGUUCAGACGACACCCCACCCUCAAGUAUGACCUGGUAUGGUCUGUCUUUGGUCUGCGUAUGCAGGUCAUGCUCCUCAGCGAGGCCAGAGAAGUAGUAGCCGCUGGCUACCGCAUGAUCCGAUAUGCCAUCUCAGAUGUGGCCUCCCUAAAAAAGAUCCGCAGCUUGAAUACUGACAUCAUUGUUGUGACAUCUUUGAUCAAAGACCGCAAGGCUGAUCUGGAGCGCGAGCAGGCUCUGAAGUUUGUCAGAGCCUUCUUGGAUGUAAAAGACGGAGUCAAAGAAUUGUCGCGCGCCGUGGUUCGAACUGUGGCUGCUGUUGCUGAGCAGGCUGAAGACCGCCUGCGGUCCAUCUGCCUGGAGACGCUUGCUGAGAUCAUGCUUCGUGACCCUGCCCUAGCAGUCGCAUCUGGUGGCCUGGCACCACUCUCUGAGGCCUUGAUCGAAGGUACCUACAAGUCGCCAGAGUCACUCACAACAUCUUACAUGCAUGUUUUGGACAGUCCGCAGAAGAGGGUUUACCUGCGCUCUGGUUAUGAUCUGGAGGUCCUCUUCACAGCGUUCACAGACAUUGUCUUGGCCAACGAGACUUUGUUGAAACAAAAUGCCAAGGCCAUCACCAAGAUUCUCAAGAGCUGGCCUGGUCUGAUGAUACUGACAAUGCACGAAUCCCGCGCUCUCAAGUCGCUGCUGACCAGCAUGGUACUUCCCCAGCCCACCAUCCGAGAAACCGUCAUCGAUCUCGUCUACCUACUCCUUCGGAUCAAAUCUCCUUCGUGGGCUUCCUCAUUUCUUGCUGGCCGCCGCUUGACGACGUACGGACGGGUUGCUAGCCUCAAGUCCAUCCCGAACCAGACUUCAUCAGCGACGUUGUCCCCCAUGGAAGAAGAUAGCGGAGAGCAGAACUUCAUGGACCACUACACCGCCCUUCUUCUGGCAACAUUCGUCAAGGCCGGGCUUCUGGAAAACCUCCUCCAGGUCGCACGGACCAGCGAGCCGCAGUUGUCAAGGAAGACAUGCCUCCUUAUCGGAGAGGUGCUGAAGCUUUCAAGCAGGCUCCUUCCCUCAUCAUGGAGCAACGAUCUCCCUCUGCUUCCAGAAUUGUUCGCCGCCGCCACCCAGUUCAAAGACGACAACCGAUUCAUUGCCUCCGGUAUAGUUUAUCAGAUUAGCUCGGUGAGCAGGACACUGUACAGGAGCUCGCCGUCUGUUGCCACAGCUGGAACCCUGCCGUCCAAUGACAGCAUGGGCAAUCUCGCGGACAUGCAUCGCAAAAGCAACGCCGGGACUGUGGUUCAAGAGGGCGCAAUCCGACAGCUCCUGGUUGAGUCUAACGUCUUGAACAGCUCCAACUAUUUGAAGUGGAACUGGGACGUCAUUUCGCGAAUAAUCGAAGGGCCGCUUCAAGAUGGAAAGCGGCUGGACGAGGUCAACAGAGUGUCCAAAUUCAUGAACAGGAUCAUGAGCUUCUACCGGCCUUUUAAGCACAGGUUCUCUGAUCUCUCGAGCAACAAAAACACGCAAAAGUACGUCAGGGUAGGAUGUGCUUUGAUGCAUACUCUCCUACAGUCCCACGAGGGUGUCGACUACUUGCAGGAUCAUAAGAUGUUGCGGCAGAUAGCCGAGUGUCUAGCUCAAUGCGACCCGAGCAGCGGGCUGACGUCGACGGACCCUAUGUUCUCUCCUGGUCGCCUGCAAAGCACGCUUUGCGCUGGCUACUUCCCCAUGCUCGGCGUCCUCAGCGGUGACCCCAGGGGCUUGGAGCUUCUGCAGCGUUGGAGAAUGUUCAACAUGAUGUAUCAUAUCCUCGGCCACAAGCAGCGCCCCGACCUGAUCAAGCUGCUGCUCUCCAACUUCGACUACAGCAUCCCAGGCCACCCGCGGGUGCUUAUAGAGCAAGCAUUGACUUCUGGUACGAGAGAGAUUCGCAUCACGGCGACGAACGCUCUGCGAAAGUAUGCGACUCGGCCUUUCGAUGCGUCACAAUCUUCCCACGGAAAGGUUGACUGGAAGUGGGCAAUCGAAAAGCUGUGUGACCAGCUGUACGACCCCGAGGUAGAGGUCUGCCGCACCGCGGUUAAGAUCCUCGAGAAGGCAUGCAACAAGAAGGCAUACCUGGAAUACGUUGUCCAGUGCCGUCCAACAAUGGACCACUUGGGAGAAAUCGGCGCCCCUCUCCUCCUGCGGUUCCUGUCUUCUUCCAUCGGCUACCACUACCUCGAUGGCGUCGAUUAUAUCAGCAACGAAAUGGACGACUGGUUCCUCGGCCGGAACGACUCGUACGUUGGAGUGAUCGAGACCAGCUUGGCCAAGGCGUUCCUCGAGAAUCCGGAGGAGCAUCAGAACCGCAUGAACAUGGUGGACGAGGCUCAAGCGGAGGCGGAGCCAGAGAAUCACAUUCCGCCGCACUUCUAUCGCGAGCUCGCACGCACCCAAGAAGGCUGCAAGCUACUCAGCGACAAGGGACACUUCGCCGAGUUUGCCAGCACCAUCAAAGAGUAUGGGAUGCAGUCGGAAGAUCCAGAGCUCUUGUUGAAAGUCAAGGCGUCAAUGUGGGCCGUUGGCAAUGUCGGAUCGAUGGAGCUCGGUGCCCCUUUUAUCGAAUCAUGCGACGUUGUGGAGGACAUUGUGAAGAUUGCCGAAGAGCACGAGGUCAUGAGUCUGCGCGGCACCGCUUUCUUCGUGCUUGGACUGAUCUCUAGAUCCGCUCACGGCCUGGAGAUCCUUUCAGAGUGCGGAUGGGACGCAAAUCUUUCGCCCAGGGGAGAGUCCUUGGGCUUCUGCAUCCCUAACAACCUGUCCAGGUUCUUCUCGUUCAAGCCCUGGGAUCACGCCAUCGCCUCCAAGAUCACGUUGCCAGACUCGCAGAAGACGUUUCUGACUCCGCCGCCAGCCACGGUAGCGCGUCCGCCUUUGGAGAAGGAAGAGCUGCCGGCCUUCACCAACGAACUAGCCACCAACCAACGAAUCCUCGAUCUUGUCGUUGAUCUCGGUAACAUGGUGUUGUACAAACGCGCCAUGGGCGAGCUGAUGCAGAUCAGGCAGCACAAGGUGCCGGGUUUCAGAUGCCCAAAGAUGUUCAAGCGCGUCAUGACGAUGCUCGAAUACAACCACUACCGUUUACCUAUCAGACGAAUGGUACUAGAGAUGUUCGACAAGAGCGUCCUCCGGCGGAUUGUCUUUGGCGAAGACAGCGACAGUGGGUCUGAUGAGAACGAGGACGACGGAGUCAAUGAUUCAUCAUCUGGCGACGAGAACCGAACAGAGAGGCAGAGGAGCAUUUCGGAUCCUUCAGAGCUAGGAAAGGACACCCCGACGAGGGCGGAGCGGUCGAACAGCCAAAGCUCGGCAGACACGGAGAGCUCGGCGGGGACGGCUAUGGUUCAGGGACGGGUUCUCGUUAUUGCCGGCUCUGACAGCUCGGGGGGGGCCGGUCUAGAGGCAGACCAAAAGGUGAUCGCGGCUCACGGCUGCUAUGCCAUGACCGCCACGACGGCCCUGACGGCACAGGACACUACCGGCGUGCACGACAUUCACCAUGUGCCACAGGAGUUCUUGGUUAAACAGAUUGACGCCUGCGUCGGCGACAUUGGCGUCGAUGUUGUCAAAACCGGUAUGCUGGCUUCUCCUACAACGAUAGGUACAGUAGUCGAGGCUCUCAAGAGGCACAAAAUCCCCAGGGUGGUCGUAGACCCGGUCAUGAUCGCAACUAGCGGUGCGGAGCUUCUUCCCCGCGAAGCCGUCGCCGAGCUGCUGGACGGUCUCCUAAGGCUCACAACCGUCCUCACGCCCAACAUCCCCGAGGCGAAGCUCAUCCUUGAAGACUCGGGUUACAAGUCCAUCGAGGUGAAGAGCGUCAGGGACCUCGACGAGAUGGCAAGGUCCGUCCAGGCGCUCGGUCCCGAGUGGGUGCUCGUCAAGGGCGGACAUGCGCCGUUUAAGGCAGACUUCACUGUGGCUGAGACGGAGGAGGAGAAGGCUAUCGUUGUUGACGUGCUCUACGGACAGGGAGAGUUCUUGCAUAUCCAGAGCCCUUAUCAGAGUUCCACGAACACGCACGGAACAGGCUGCUCGCUCGCUUCUGCCAUCGCGUCGAACCUCGCCAAAGGUCUCAGUGUACCUGAAGCAGCUAGAUCAGCUUGUCGAUACAUCGAGGCUGCGAUCAAAACCGCUCCAGGCUUCGGCAAGGGACAUGGACCGUUGAACCACUUCCAUUCGGUUCAGACACUUCCAUUUGCGCCGGGACGGUUCAUUGAGUAUAUGCUCGCACGAACCGAUGUCAAAGAUGUGUGGAAAACGUUCGUUUACCACCCCUUCGUCAUGGCCAUGGGCGAUGGCACGCUGCCUAUGGAUUCCUUCAAAAAAUACCUCAUCCAAGACUACCUCUACCUCGUCCAUUUUGCCAGAGCUAAUGCCCUGGCGUCGUACAAGGCCAAGAACAUUGCGGACAUUGCAGCUGGCGCUACCAUCGUCAGUCACAUCACUCGUGAGAUGAGCUUGCACAUCGACUACUGCAAAGAUUUCGGCAUCACCGUGCCUGAGAUUGAGGCAACCGAAGAGCAUCAAGCCUGCACGGCGUACACACGUUACGUUCUCGACGUGGGAAUGAGCGAGGACUGGAUCGCCCUGCAAAUGGCGCUGGCCCCUUGUCUUCUCGGAUACGGCGCCGUGGCCAAGCAGCUUCACGGCGAUGCCAAGACCAAACGCGACGACAACACGUACUGGAAGUGGAUAGAGAACUACGUUGCUGAUGACUACGUUGGGGCCGUCAAGACCGGAUCAGGUGCGUGGUGCUUCGACAGCGGUUUGACGAAGCGCAGAGUUGCUGACCAGAGGACAGAGUUGAUCGAGAGGCAUGCCGUCUUGCAGUCCCCGUCGAGUAUCGAGCGGCUGGUCAAGAUUUUCAUUCAUGGAACCAAGAUGGAAAUUGGCUUCUGGGAGAUGUUUCCUUCCCGAUGA
This is a messenger RNA of Colletotrichum higginsianum IMI 349063, 5718 nucleotides long. RefSeq names its product Cytosolic regulator pianissimo. Gene Ontology annotation, biological process: thiamine biosynthetic process; TORC2 signaling. The record is from RefSeq and is a predicted model, not a curated record. The coding region runs from base 1 to 5718 and encodes 1905 amino acids. Lineage: Eukaryota; Fungi; Ascomycota; Sordariomycetes; Glomerellales; Glomerellaceae. Gene Ontology annotation, molecular function: phosphomethylpyrimidine kinase activity. Gene Ontology annotation, cellular component: TORC2 complex. The transcript is spliced from 13 exons.